This is a messenger RNA of Paramuricea clavata, 4080 nucleotides long. The record is from the annotation of a GenBank genome assembly. Lineage: Eukaryota; Metazoa; Cnidaria; Anthozoa; Malacalcyonacea; Plexauridae.
AUGGCGUCUGAAUUGAACAAUAUGUUGUUGUCCGGAGAUACAUCUAUUUUACUCCAGCAACUUUUAGGAGCACAGCAACAGACAGUCCAAGCUAACCAGUCACAGCCCGAAGCAUUACAGGAAACAGAUAUAGAUGCAGAAGUUCAAAUAUUAACCGAAAAUAGAACAGAAGUAACCAGGCCGAGUAGGCAUGAGUCGCAUGACGACGAUUUCAACGAAAUACUGAUAAAUGAAAUCCAGUCUAUGCCAAUUCUCUGGUUAAGAAAUUGUCCUGAUUACAAAAGGGCAGAUAAGAAGAAAAUAGUGUGGGCAAACAUAGCAAAAAAACUUAAAUGUGAUGGUGAGUAUUCACUACCAAUUUUUUAAUCUCAGUCAUGCACUCAUACAUGAUUUCAUGGUUUCUGUAAAUACUGAAAUACAGGUAUAGUUUGUUGGUUAACCGAGUCAAAUCCGAGUCCGAGCCAAAUGCCCAAGUCAAAUGCCCAAGUCAAAUGCCCAAGUCAAAUGCCCAAGUCAAAUGCCCAAGUCAAAUGCCCAAGUCAAAUGCCCAAGUCAAAUGCCCAAGUCAAAUGCCCAAGUCAAAUGCCCAAGUCAAAUGCCCAAGUCAAAUGCCCAAGUCAAAUGCCAGAGUCAAAUGCCAGAGUCAAAUGCCAGAGUCACUGUUAGUCUUUGUAGUUCAAUGACUUACUAGUAAGUACCCUAACCCCUACCUGGCCAACCAUACUCCUAACCCUAUUCGAUUAUUAAUUUUGUUCAAUUUCGUCUUUUUGUAACGUGACUUGGACAUUUGACUCGGGCUCUGAAUUGACUCGGAUUUGACUCGGUUAACUGACAAACUCUAUUUGUAUUUCAGAUUUGACUUGGUAAAUGGAUUUAUUCAAUACAAAUACAAAUACAUACCGUAGACUUCUGACAGGGGUGGAUCCAGCAAAUUUUUUCUAUGGGAGCUCUGGGUGAGCAGCUCAGUGUUUCUUUAUAAUUCUUUAGGGGGUGGUGGGAGAUCAUUCAAAUGAACUGGCUUUCCUAACGACUUGAGCGGCGAAGGCGCAAGCUCCCUGGGGGUCCAGGAGUAUGCCACCGAAAAAUUUUGAAAAUUAGAAUCCUAGAAAUGCCCUUUCCUGCGAUAUGGGCAUUGAAUUAUCAGCUUCAGUUUGACUUCAAAAAAGGAAAAACCUUGGAAAUUGUGCCAUAUUUCUGAAUUUGAUUUUUUGCACCCCCAUAAACCCACCCCUGACCUCCGACUAUAAACCCUGGGCUUAUAUUCUUUUGUAAGCAAUUUUUGAUGGGCUUAUACAAGGGGAGGGGCUUAUACGUGGAUGAUCUUUUGUGUUAGUAAUAAACAAGUCAGUCAUAAACAGGAAAAUAAACAUGUAUUAAUAAUAUCAUGCUUUGAUUAACAUAGUAAGCUCUAAAGACAGACCUGGAAAUAAUUCAAGCCUUUCUUAGAUCCUAGGCCAGGGGGGGUAUUUUCUUUGAAAACUCUGUUAUCAAAUUUAGUUGGUUUAACAGCACUUAAAUUUUGACUCUUUAGGCAUUAACUGUGCUUCACAGUCUUCACUAGUUCACUGUUAACAAAAUCUAUUCAAUUAAUUAAUAAAUUGGAUAUUGGAUAAUAUUAAUUAAUUCUAUGUUACUAAUGUUAGCAAUUUAGGUCUUAGCAUAUCAAAUUAAAUUGUAGUAAAUGCUUAUAUAGUGUAAUAGCUUAUUACAGUUGUAGUUAUAACUUAUAAGCAUUUAUUAUUACUAAUUUGACAUUUGCAUGUUGUGAGAUAAAGAAAUUUAAAUUUCAGGGAAUGUUUUUAUGUAUGCUUACCCUGCGAGCAAAGUACUCUCGUAUUUCUUCUCGGCAAAGCAUGGAGAAGCAAGAGAGACUCUGCAGAACUUGUGUUUAUUGUUUGUGGAGCCGACAGUCCAAAAGCUUGGAUAAUUAUGCAUAAUUUCAGGUUUGAUACUGGUUUUAUAACCGGUUUUGAUCUGAACCGGAAACUACUUAAAUAUUAAAUCUUCUUCUGGGAAAUAGGCUGCAGAGUCUCUCUUGCUUCUCUGUGCCGUGCCGAGAAGAAAUACGAGCGGACUUUGCUCGCGGGUGAUGUAUGCUCAAAAUUAAAAUGUUUAAAAGCUUACAUAUUCCAGCGUUAUAUUGGAAUAGGGUGAGCAUUACAUGUGUGGUAGGCUUGUACAUGGGGGAGGGGCUUAUAUUCGGGUUGCUUUUGAUUUUCAACUAUUGGCUUAAAUGCAUGGCAUAUGUUUAUUUUAAUGGUACACUUCAUAGUUACAUUGAUCCAGUGCUCUCACUGUUUAACACUUGAUUGUUAUUUAAAUUGAUAAGGCAAUUUAAUACUUAGGGUUCGGUCAUUAAAUAAUGGGAGGGGGCGGUGUGUGAGAAAAGGGGGACGGCUUCAACUAUUUUUGCCUGAAUUGGGGGCGGCCUCAAACUGAAACAUAUGUGACAACGGGUGACCCCAAUUUUUUAAUACUUUCCUACUCAUUUUCAAAAUAUUUAAACCUAUUUUUAGUUCCUAUAAUCGUAAUUUCCAUACAGUAGUUUAUUACAUAUACAGUAUGCAGUUCACCAUAGAAGUCGGAGUAAAUAAUAACCAUUUUGAAUACUUGUCCCAUUACCUAUUUUACAACAAAAAAUGUAACAAUUAAAUUAAAUGUUGGAGGGGGGUCCUAAAUUUUGUAGAUGGAGGUGGGGGCAUCUUGAAAAUAAAGUCUUGCGAUUGGGGGCAGCUCUAAAAAAGUUCAAUAUUUGGUAUUUAUUACCCACCGCCCUCCCCCGGCCAUUAUUAAUGACCAGUCACUUAUUUCAUUUUUAUGCAUGUACUUUUUACCACAUGCUCUUAUUGCACUUGCUGUUUUAAACCAUCUUUUUGAGAGACAUGCCUGAUUAAGUGGAAGCAAAACAAGUUUUUAAAUAUAAUUUUUCUAAUCAAAUAAUCAAUGAGGCUGAUAUUUUCAUUAUUUGUAGUUACCUAUGUAAAAAACAGAUGGAAGAAUCUCUGUGACAGUUACAAGAAAUGCAUGGACAGAGAACGUGACAAUAACAGAUCUGGUUCUGGUGCUACUAAAACACCUCGUUGUCGAUACUAUAAUCAACUAUCUUUUCUUCGCGACAAUUUGUGUAAUCGUUCUACCCACAGCAAUGUCACACUUCCAACAGCAAACAUUCGAAUUCCAUCCCCCUCAACAUCAUCAUCGUCAGAAGUGAUUUCACGUGAUGAUAAUGCUGCUUUAAAUGAAAGCCUUGAUGAUCCCGAGCCUCAGGCAACAAUAGUUCCUCGCAAGAGAAAGAAGUCACAAGAAAUUGAUGAGGUUGAUCAGUAUUUAAUAAAUGCAAUAAAUGACAAAAAAACUGAGAAGGUUAAUGAAGAUUCUAAUGAUUUAUUUUGCAAAAGUAUUACUGAUAUCUUAAGAAAUUUCCCACCAAAGAAAAACCUUGCAAUGAAGAUCAAAAUUCAGCAACUUCUCUUGGAAGAGAUGGAGGAUGAUUGAGAUGCCUUGAAUUGAUUGAAAGAACUGAGACAUGUUCAUAUUUCAUAACGUUUUAUUUGAGUUAUUUGAUUUGUUAUAGUUGCAAACAAUGAGAAACUAAAUAAUAUAAUAGAAAGUUCUUUAAGUUUACUAGAUUUUUAUCAUGUUUACAAUUAAAGAACAAUGAACUCAACCUCGUACCCAGGUUCUCAAUUUUCGCUCCUACCUUGCAUGAAUUGAGACCCUUGUAUCGGCUGGUCACCUGACCAGUCAUAUUUUGGCAGAUUUGCUAAUUUGUUUUUAGGGAAAGGAUAGUAACUGAGAUGUUUUGUUUUGUAAUGUUAUUUUAACAAUAUUAAUGUUUACUACAAUAUCUUCUUACUAUACUUUCCCUAAAACAAUUGAGCAAAUCCGCCAAAAUAUGAUCGGUCACAUGACCAGCCAGAAUCAGGGUCUAAAUUCAAGCGAGGUAGGAGCGAAGAUUGAGAACCUUGGUAUGAGGUUGCAAUGAACUGCAAAACUCUAAGUGUUCCUUACUUCUACAUUAUAAGCAUGCCACUGCCAAGGGAUUUCUCCUUCACUUGAGUUGAAAUAGGUACAAAAAUU